Molecule: messenger RNA, 2394 nt
Organism: Lodderomyces theae
Lineage: Eukaryota; Fungi; Ascomycota; Pichiomycetes; Serinales; Debaryomycetaceae
Product: Elongator subunit
Exons: 1
Coding region: 1-2394 (797 amino acids)
Biological process (GO): tRNA wobble uridine modification
Cellular component (GO): elongator holoenzyme complex
Molecular function (GO): protein binding
Source: RefSeq, a predicted model, not a curated record
AUGUCUAUCACUCAAGAGGCUAUAUUUGUGGGUGCCAAUAAGCAAAACUAUGUCUCCGAUUACAAUCCACAGCAUCAAACCAUUGCGUUUGGUGCAGGGACCGUUGUUGCCCUUUGGAGACCACUUGAUAAAUCGCAUCGCGGAGUUUACUAUACUUUGAAACAGCAUACAAAGGAAGUGACUGGAGUUAAAUUUUUGCCUCACAGUGGGUUUUUGGUAUCUGUUGGAGAAGAUCAUAUUGUUAAUGUGUGGAGGAGAAGUGGCAAUGUGUAUGAUCUCCAUCAAUCGCUUACUGGCCAUGAACAUUCUGUGACCUGCAUUGCUGAAGUGAAUCAACACAUUUUUGUCACUGGUGGGGCUGAUCACAAGAUCAUUAUAUGGACUUACGAUGGCGAGCAAUUUCAGCCUGGUCACAGGUUUGAAGUCAAGUCCAGUUUCUAUCCCUUAUCCUUAGCAGUUCAACAAAUAGUUGAGAAUGAUGAUUACAUUCUUGCUAUUGGAGGAACUACAAACAAUAUCUACAUCUAUACAUUCCAACUUGAACAAACCCGCAUCUCUAUUGACAAGUGUGCUGAACUAACUGGUCAUGAGGAUUGGGUGAAAACUCUUCAGUUUGUGACAAAAUCAAAAUACCAAGAUUACAUUUUAGCAAGUGGCUCUCAGGAUAGAUAUGUUAGGCUAUGGAGGUUGAAAUUGAAUAACUCUAUUGACGAUACUGACGAAGACCCCACUAAAUUGACCUUGCUUUCAAAUAAACAAUACAAAUUCAACUUUGGUGUUGAUAAAAGAGCUGCAUUCAGCUUUGAGGCGUUAAUAAUCGGCCACGACGAUUGGAUUAGUGGUAUCCAGUGGCACCCUUCUUGCAAAUACCAAUCGGAAAACGAUGAAUCAGCGUUGCAAUUACUAACCUCCACAGCUGACACGGCAUUAAUGAUUUGGGAAAUGGAUAAAGAGUCGGGAAUCUGGGUGUGUACAAGUAGAUUAGGAGAAAUGUCCAUUAAAGGUGCAUCUACUGCCACGGGGGCCUCGGGUGGGUUUUGGUCGUGUUUAUGGUUCGUUGAUGAUGUCACAAACGAGGAGUAUGUUUUGGCAACGGGUAAAACAGGUGCGAUAAGAGCGUAUAAAUCGAUCACAAGUGAACCAAAGUACUUUGAGGAAACAAUUGGAGUUACUGGUGCGGUUGGUCCAAUCACCGACUUGAGAUGGUCUAUUGGAGGUGAAUACUUUAUGGCCACUUCGCUUGACCAAACUACUAGGCUAUAUGCACCAUGGAAGAGGGAUCAAGUUACCACGUGGCAUGAAAUCGCUAGACCACAGAUACAUGGUUAUGACAUGAUAUGUUAUGACAACAUCACCAAGACCAAAUUUGUUUCUGGUGGUGAUGAGAAGAUAUUGCGUGUAUUUGAACUCACUGAAUCAGUUAGACAACAUUUGAAAGCAUUGGGAGGGAUUGAAAUUGGUGAGGAAGAUGAAAAACUUCCUGAGUUUGCAACCUUGCCAGUGUUGGGUCUAUCAAACAAGGCGGAUGCGCAAGUACGAGAGGAGACAAAGAAUGAUGAAGAAGAAGUAGUAGAAGAGGAUCAAAGUGGUGAGGCUGCGCAAAAGACUGCGAUUGGGGAUGUGAAUACCCCUCCCACUGAGUCCUACUUGCAAAGACACAGUCUUGCCACUGAAAUUGAAAAAUUGUAUGGACAUGGGUAUGAGGUUACAUGCUGCUCGACAUCUCCAAAUGGGAAGCUCAUUGCCACCUCAUGUAAAUCAAACAAUGCCAAACAUGCAGUGAUACGAGUGUUUGUCGUGGACAAUGACUAUCAGCAAUCAAAACAAGUUCUUGCUGGUCACAAUUUGACGAUUUCUAGUCUCAAAUUUUCGCCGGAUGGACAUUACUUGUUGGCGGUAUCAAGAGAUCGACAAUUUUCCUUGUGGGAGCUUAUUCUGGAUUCUGAAUUCAAAUUGGUUGAGCUUAAUGCCAAAGCUCAUUCGAGAAUCAUUUGGGAUUGUUCUUGGUUGGAUGGUGGGUCGUUUGUCACCGUUUCGCGUGACAAGCAAAUGAAGUUGUGGAAGAUUGGUGGUGGUAGUGGAGCGGUUGAUCUUGUGAAUAGCUUGAAAUUGGAUGAGCCGGUUACUUCGGUGUCUGUUUUCAAGGGCGAAGCGGCGGUCACUGGUAUACGCAUUGUUGCAUUGGGUCUUGAAAGUGGUCAAAUUUGUAUCUACACUAUCGCUGCUGGUGGUGAGUUUAAGCUUGCUGCGGCGUUUGAUGCGAAUAUCACUCCAGUUGAUAGAAUAGAAAAGGUGGCUUUUAGCAGUCGAGUAACGGAUAAGAAAUUGUUUUUGGGAGUUGGAAGCAAAGACAAUUCGGUACGGGUUUACACUAUAGAGGAGAGUUUGUUCUAG